Messenger RNA from Symbiodinium natans, 159 nucleotides. NCBI's taxonomy places the organism in Eukaryota, Dinophyceae, Suessiales, Symbiodiniaceae. The record is from the annotation of a GenBank genome assembly.
AUGCUUCAGCUGCGGAAUCGCACGAACGGUGGAGCGGGCAUUCCUGUGAAGGAGAUUGCGCCCUGCGCCGGUGAGGCACCAAAGCCGUUGUUCCUGGAGCUCGGCGAGCCACCUGUCACUUUCGAGUCUCGCUGCGUUGGCCUCUGCUUUCUGCACUAA